AAUUGGUUAGUCGUGAAACUUAACUGUGAUCACGCUGUUGUGGGACCUUGCUGUUGCUGCCUCAUACCCUUCUGUGUGGACUCCUGCCAGGAUGUACGCCACAAAUGUCCCAACUGCCGUCGCACUUUGGGACGUUUCAAUCGUAUUUGAGCCAGUUGAAGCUAUUCACCCUCGACAGACGCGCCUCUUUUUUUCUUUCCCGAUUUUGGACGCUUGUGAAAUUCAUCACGUUAAUGUCGUAUUUGGAUUUAUUUGCUGUUAA
This is a messenger RNA of Dibothriocephalus latus, 262 nucleotides long. The record is from the annotation of a GenBank genome assembly. NCBI's taxonomy places the organism in Eukaryota, Metazoa, Platyhelminthes, Cestoda, Diphyllobothriidea, Diphyllobothriidae.